CACGUGUGCCAGUCUGUCAGGCCGGUCCCGCCCCGCACCGUCCCUGCCGCUGUGCUGUAGUGCUGUUGUGGUGCUGUGCUAUUGUGGUGAUGUGCUGCUGCGGUGCUGUGCUGCUGUAUUUGAGUUUUUACGACUAACCAACAAGCACAAAACCAUAUAUCUGUAUCUUAAACUGGUCUUCCUUGGCAAUACGACCAACGCUGUAAUGCUGUGAUUCAAUAUCAACACAACAACCCAGAUAACCAUAUGAUACAGAAAUCGGAUGCUAACACAACAUUGACAUCAGUUUCGACAUUGAAAUCGCAGUGAACCGGUGUGCGAGUGAUGGUGGGGAGAGUGGCAUCGGCUGGGCACUUCCUAAGGCGAGAUUUGGGUCUCACACCUGCAGCGGGGAGGGGAAGGUGGACAACACACUCAUUUUAGAAAAGCAUGGCGGGAGGGCGCGGGAGGCGUGGGGGUGCGUGUGAGUGGCUGUGCUCGGUGCGGAGGCGAACGUGGGUGGCGGUGGUAUGUGGCUGCAUCUUCGUCCUGCUGUACGUCUUCCAAGACUCGCCGGAGAUGGUAGUGUGUGGAUGUGACUGGAAGGUGAAGACUGAGGAGAGGGUGGCGAAGUACCUGCCUAGCCUUAUGGCCCAGGAGAAUCCCUCGACUAAGAGAACCAUACUGGAGGAGGCCGAGGCGUCGCACCCGUCCCUGGCGCUGAGCUUCCUAGUGGGGCAGGAGAAGCGGGGGUUACGCUGCCACAACACCCCGGGACUUUUCAGCGUGAGACACAACAACGAGGUGUGGCAGAAGGCCGUGAUCAAAGGCGUUACCUUCCUCAUCUACGGGGCUUACUUUGAUCUACGGGAGGUGGAGAAGGGAGCCGCGGUCAGGGUGCUGGUGGUGGCAGACUCCCCGAAUCCACCGCUGCCCAUAUGUCAUCUGUGGUACGAGGACGACCUCACGCCCACCGCCUCCACGGCCGAGAAAAUAGAUUACCUACACUGGCAAGACCGGGUGAGCGGCGCGUGGCUCCCGUACCUGGUGACCUGCCGAGCUGGACAUGACCUUCGAGGCGUGCCCAGGGUAGCGGCGCUGGUGGGGCACUCCUGCGGGCCCGCCACCAACGCCCUGCGAAUACAUCAGGAGGAGGAGGUGCCGAAGAGGGACCUGGCGCUGUGUCAUAAGUUCCUUUUCGACCCCACCCAAGACUACUCCAAGAGACUGGUGGAGUGGCUGGAGGCGGCCAGGGCGUGGGGCGUGGACGAGGUGACUCUCUACGAGGCGUCGGUGCACCCCAACGUGAGGGCGGUGCUGCGAUACUACGAGAACGAGGAGUUCAUCCAGGUGUUGCCUUGGCGCAGCCCCGGAGAUCAGCCCUCCCUGGGCCACCUGUACCGCGCACUCUACGACACUCAGCGGUACACUCUCUUCACCGCCGAGAACAUCCCCUACACGGACUGUCUGCUGCGCCACGUGGCCACGCACCGCUUCAUCGCCGUGUGGGACAUGGACGAGUUCAUCGUGCCCACAAAAGAGACGUCGCUGCCCGCCAUGAUGGCAGCCACCCAGGUCCUGGCCCACAAACAAGGUCAGCACCCCACUUCCUACCUGGCGCCCUGCACCUACUAUUUCGAUGACGAGGCGGAGGAGGCCACGGAGGACCUGCCUGAGUACCUGCACCUCAUGCGUCACGUGACCCGCACCGUCAAGAUGGCCCCUCCGAGAGUCUUCACGAAGGCGGUGCACGACACUUCGAGGGCGUUGGGUCUUCACGCACACUACGCUCUCCUAAACCUCAAGGGACCCAUAGACCGCAGUCGUGACCUCUACUAUCUGUACCCGGCCACCGAGGGGUACCUGGGCCACUAUCGCCCCAAGUGCCAGGGCGAGGACCAGACUGAGUGCCAGGAGAUGUACCGCCCCUACCUUACGCGGGACACGACCAUGUGGAAGUACCGACCGGAAGUGACCAAGAGGACGAAGGCGGUGCUGGAGAGCCUCGGCCUGCUGCCCUGACCCACGACCCCUCCACCCUCACAACACAAUAAAGUGUUUGAGGCGGUUGACAGAGAUGAAAAUUAUGAUGUAAUCUAUCUUGAUUUUAGUAAAGCGUUUGACAAAGUUCCUCA
Messenger RNA from Eriocheir sinensis (Chinese mitten crab), 2114 nucleotides. RefSeq lists its product as uncharacterized. Lineage: Eukaryota; Metazoa; Arthropoda; Malacostraca; Decapoda; Varunidae. The coding region runs from base 430 to 2001 and encodes 523 amino acids. The record is from RefSeq and is a predicted model, not a curated record. The transcript is spliced from 8 exons.